UUUGAAAGGUUAAUUGCCUUAUGUCAGCUGUGAAAAAUUGUUGUCAAUGAAAAAGAAAAUGAUUGACGCGAGAAAAAUCUGUGGCUUGUAGCUGAUUUAUAUUUUUUGGAAUACUUUUAUGCAAUUUGGGGUGACUUAAAUAGUACAACACGAUGGAAAAACGACAACUUCGAAAUAGUGAAUCCAAAUCGAGCGAAUGGAUAAAAUGUCAAUCAAAGAAGAGGCCAGGCAAAUAUUAUAUGUUCAACAAAACAACUGGCGAAACCAAAUGGUGCAGUGAACUCGUAGAUGGUGACACCACAUCAGCCACUACAAAUGCAAAGGAAAAACCUCUUUCGCCACAAAAAUGCACAACAAAAAUGCUCCGUACUCCUGCACAGGACCGCCUUAAGCGACUCCAACAGAACUUGAAAAAAGGACGCAAAGAAAUGGUUUCGCAAAAACAAAACAAGCCGCAACGGGGACGGAGCCAAGACAAAGACGUCGCAAUCAAGGAAGGAAUCGAGAAUAAUGUACCUCAAGAAACGGAUAUGAAAAAGAGUAGAAAUUCAAAAUCAAAAUCUUUAAAAGCCGAUAACAAUAUAGAGUUGCGAAAGGAUUCCCAACCGUCAACAAGUAAAGGUGCGUUGUUGGGCAAAGUGGAAAAAGAUAAAUCACUGAAAAUUAGCACACCCAACAAAUCAAUACAAAUCUCGCCUAAAAAUGAACGAAAAAGGCGAGCAUGGUCUAACGCUAUCUUAGCAAGCGAAACAGUAACAACAUCCCCAAAACGAGUAAAGCAAGAAGAAACACAUAAAGAUAAAAGCGAGGAUUUAAAAAAUAAACCGAAUACAAGUCAACGCACUACUGCAUCCCUCGGUAUUGGCAGUUCCAUUGUAAGCAAAAUAAAAGCCAUAUGCAAAAGUACCUUCAACAAAUAUUGUAAUACCAAAACGGCUUUAAGCCAAAAACCACUGGAAGGAUGUGUCGAUAAAAAUAACCUCAAAAUAUGCAGAAAAGAUACACACAUACGCCCUAAGGUGCAUUUGGCGUUGAGAAAUAAUGCAACUGAGAUAGAAGGUGAUGGUGAAAAUGAUAUCUCCAAUAAACGCAAAGCGGCAUCAACUGCGCCAAUGGCUAUCGUAAUGAAAGGCACUGCAACGCCAAACAACGGCAGCCCAUCUGUGGAUUUUAAAGCAGUUGCCUUGACUGCAUCACCAUCUCAAAUAUUUGGUACGCCCAAUAACCUUUUGGUGCCCGCAUAUGAACGGGGUAGUGCUAACACUCGUUUAGAACGGCUGCGUAACUCUCUACGCCAGCAAGAGCUUCCCAAUAAUAAUGAACUGAAUACGCCAACGCGGAUUUGUGCCUCUGCUUGUUCGUCGGCUUUGGCCGUUGUUUUACGCGAUAGUGCUAUGGCUAGCGGCACUAACGGCAGUGUAGAUGAGCCAAUGGAUUGGAUGCCAAUUGAAGAAAUGAAGCCCGAUAUAAUAGAGAUAUCCAGCAAUGAGUCUAGCAACGCAGAGCCCAGCGUUCGAAGUCAAGCAUCAGAUACUAUGGGUGAAUAUUACGGCGUUGUCAAUGAAAAUCUCUUACGUUAUGCGGUAGAACAGAAACUGGAUGCAACAACUGCAAAUAGAAAGUGGCUUAAUGGUUUUUAUUACUUUGUUUUGGACACAAACGUGCUACUACAACAUCUAACAUUUAUUGAAGAGUUGAGCCAUAUGAAAUUAUGCGAAACCAGAGGUACUGUGCUCUUCAUACCAUAUUGUGUAUUACAAGAGUUGGACAAACUGAAGCAGUUUGCAGUGGGCGAUGGCACCAAAGUGUUGGCAGUGCGCGCUAUUAAAUACCUGAACGCCAAGUUCGAAGCAAAAAUUAAGCACAUUCAAGCACAAAGCGCUCUUAGCGAACUUGACCAUAUCGUUGAAGUGAACUCACCCGACGAUCGUAUUAUCAACUGCUGUUUACAAGCCAAACAACACGUUGAUCAUGUUAUCUUAUUGACUGAGGAUAUAAAUUUGCGUAAUAAGGCGAUUUGUAACAAUAUUUUGGUGUCUACGAAAUCGGAUCUUAUAGCCAAACAUGCGUAGGAAUUCCUCGAUAAAUUCAAUUAUCAAGUAUCAUUUAUUGCAUACUAAAAAACCAAAUUUGAAGUUAAGUCAAUUCACUUCAGUAUGCCAUACAAAUGAUGCACUAACGUAUUUGUAGUUUAACUUGCAUAAAUUCAUUGCGCAGUCGUUUAAACAUCACAUAAAACUAUGCAAUUGGCGAGUGCUUUGCCGGCGAUGUAUACAGGUCGUUCGUUCUAUUAGCUUAGACUCGACUGUAGUGGAAGGAAAUUCGCACAAUCCAUGCCGUAGACGCUACCGCUAACUUGUGUUCAUGCACUCAUUUUACUCAAACAUCACAUAAAUACUUAGUUAUGUACAUACAUACAUACAUGCCAAACAAAUUGUGAUAUGAAAAACAACAAAGUCGUUGCUCUAUGAAAUAUUUAUGUCUGUAUGAAUUUUCCUUUAGAUAUUAGUCCUAAAUUUAGUUUAUAGUAUCGUUGCAAAUGAAUACAUGGAAUUGCAUUUGAAAGACGUUUAUGUAUAAAUA
Anastrepha obliqua is the source of this 2583-nucleotide messenger RNA. RefSeq lists its product as uncharacterized. Gene Ontology annotation, cellular component: nucleus. The record is from RefSeq and is a predicted model, not a curated record. The transcript has 6 exons. Lineage: Eukaryota; Metazoa; Arthropoda; Insecta; Diptera; Tephritidae. Bases 153 to 2072 code for a protein of 639 amino acids.